AUGGCAUUUCCACAACCGCCGGGUCUUCUGCCGACCGAGGUGGCAUUCCUGUGCGAGAUGGAACAAGUGACGAUCGUGCCGCGGCAACGCCUUGAACGUCUCGACUUAUUGGGCGGCCCAACCAGACCAUUGAUUCCACCCCAAAGAACGACCCUCCCACUCUGGCUCGCUGUGCUGCUUAAACGGCAACAACGCGCCAACAUCGCACCACCGCCCUGGCUCGCGACCGAAAACCUCGAAAUCAUCUUGAACCUCGAGACUCGCGAGUUCCGCGACUCCUUCUCCCCGGCCCCUCCACCACCAGCACAGGCCCCAGUUCCAACACCACGAGAUUUCUCUGGGAAGCCAUUUCACGCCUCGGCGCCCUUCAUACCGUCAUGUACCGUCGACGCACACCCCACCGCCCUGCCGUACCAUUGGUUCGAAGUGUCGGAGAUGCUGCUAGACGCAGCGAGUGACGAUGUCGGCGAACCGGACCGCGUCAGGCAGCUUUUACGGGACAUACGGGAGGUGCGGCUGGCGAAGAUGCGCAAGGGCGUAAAGGAGUUGACCGGUGACGGAGUGGGAAUGAUACUCGAUGGCGUUGGUGCCAUGGAAGUUUCCGAGUCGAGGGGAUUCAUCACGGGAGUCAUGGACGGCCUAAGGAAGAUUGAUGCCAGUCGGGAACAGGCACGGAGGGAUAGGGAGGAUGAAGAGAGGGAGAAUCGCAGAUAUAAUGACGACGAUGGGGAUGAGGACGAUGAGAUGACGUGA
Molecule: messenger RNA, 753 nt
Organism: Exophiala bonariae
Lineage: Eukaryota; Fungi; Ascomycota; Eurotiomycetes; Chaetothyriales; Herpotrichiellaceae
Exons: 2
Coding region: 1-753 (250 amino acids)
Biological process (GO): DNA replication; double-strand break repair via break-induced replication
Cellular component (GO): nucleus; GINS complex
Source: RefSeq, a predicted model, not a curated record